AUGAGGACCUACUGUAACCUUUAUUUGGAACCUGAGUCACUGCACUACCAGCGUCAGGCUGCCAUAAAGGAACUUCGUAAUAAGAUGAAUGCUGAAAAGCACGAGGCUGUCAAAGAGAUUCAGGUGGUUUUGAAUAGCAGUAUGCAGAACCUCACGGUCAAUGAAACAGACGCCUACGUACCUGACGCAAACGCUCCUGACAACAUGCAAGAGUUGAUUGACGUGUUUCAGAUCAUUGGCUACAUUAUACAACCGUUGAUUCUUGUUGUAGGAGUAGCUGGAAACAUAUUAACCCUUGUUACCAUGAUGUUUUCCCGAUUCAAGGACUUGACCUCGAGAUAUAUCAUUUUGUUUCUGGCAUUGUCAGAUACUGCUCUCCUUCUCACACAACCUUUAAACAAAUUCUGGAUUAUCAAACUGAUUGGAAUUGAUCUGAGAGCUUUGUCUACACUGUCGUGCAAGAUCUUUUUUGUCAUCUUUAGAUCUGCAAAAAUGACAUCUUCCUGGUUAGUCGUGUUACUUUGCGUUGAACGAUAUGUUGCCGUUAUAUUUCCGUUGAGGGCAAAGUCUAUACUCCGUAAACAUUAUAUUGUGAUGCGACAAGCGUUGAAAGGCAACUUAUCCAGCGCGACUAACAGCUCCAUGUCGGCAAACAAGAAACAGAUAACCAAGACUUUGAAAGCAAGUGUGAUGGUCAUUGGUGUUCUGAUAUCGUACGGGUCUCCAGGACCACAUCGCAUCCCAACACGAGGGACAUGCUGUGCACGCCUGUCACUGUGA
Dreissena polymorpha is the source of this 780-nucleotide messenger RNA. Its product is annotated as growth hormone secretagogue receptor type 1-like. Gene Ontology annotation, cellular component: plasma membrane. Gene Ontology annotation, molecular function: G protein-coupled receptor activity. The record is from RefSeq and is a predicted model, not a curated record. NCBI's taxonomy places the organism in Eukaryota, Metazoa, Mollusca, Bivalvia, Myida, Dreissenidae. Bases 1 to 780 code for a protein of 259 amino acids. Gene Ontology annotation, biological process: G protein-coupled receptor signaling pathway. The transcript is spliced from 4 exons.